AUGCUAGGUAGCGAGCAUCCUCAAGAGUCUGGAGAUGCAACUCCAGACUCAGGUCGCUCAUCUUUUUCAAACACAAGAGAAUAUUCAACGCCGGCGACCGGAGCACAAACUCCAGACCCUCUAUUUGGUAAUUCGAAUGUGUUUGAUAAGGGCGCUGUGCAUACCACAAAGGCUAUUACAAGCAUCAUUCAGACUACCGAAGAUGGACACGAGCUUUCGCCCAUCGGUAACAGACUGACCAACCGAAAGCACUCUGUAUCGGCUUCGGUAUGCCGGGAAGCCGAUGAGGCGGCAUCGCCGCCCCGAAAGAGGCAGGGUGUCCCACCUGAGCUAUCAAGCUUCUCAGCCGAACUCGUCCUGGUGAUGGUUUGUUCAGCGGGUCUGAUGCUCUUUUCUUUCCUGCUCGGAGAUAUGCUUGCUCCGCAGGAACAGUUGAAAGCCGCGCUCGGCAUCACGAACACGCAGCUUCCGUGGGUUGUGGGCGCUUUUAACUGUGCAAAUGGUCUUUCUGUGGUCAUUUCUGGAUCUCUAUCUGACUUGGCACCUCCGAAAAGCCUCAUUGUGGGCGCGUUCGCAUGGCUGGGUGUCUGGAACAUUAUCGGCGCUUUCUCACUGACUCCGUCGCGGUACAUCCUUUUCUUUAUCACGCGGGCAAUGCAGGGGCUCGCGAUCGGCGUUCUUGUAUCGGGUAGCAUGAGUAUCCUUGGUCGGGUAUACAAGCCGGGCAUUCGCAAGAACCGCGUCUUCUCCGCCAUGGCUGCGUGCGCUCCAUUCGGGUUCUCGCUCGGCUGUCUCCAAGGAGGCGGCCUCUACCAGCAUCUCGAGUGGAUCUUUGGAACGAAUGCUAUUAUCUGUGCUAUAUGCUGCGUGGCCGCUUACUUCAGCAUCCCACCUCUGCGACCCGUGGCUGAUAUCGCUGGCGCCGAGGCGCCUUCCCUGCGACAUUUCGAUUAUAUUGGAGGAGCUUGCGCUGCGGGCGGAUGUGUCUGCUUACUUUUCGGCCUUACCCAGGGGCCCGUCGCCUCAUGGUCUCCUUACACGUAUGUCCUGAUCAUUGUCGGAUUGCUCCUUCUCGUCGGGCUCUUCUUUGCCGAGCAGGCAGCCAUCCGGCCUCUCAUUCCAAACCGACUCUGGCGGACACCUGGAUUCACACCUCUUAUGAUUGCCUACUUCCUGGGCUUUGGCUCGUUCUUCGGAGCCUGGCAAUUUUAUGCGAUACAGUUUUGGUUGCGAAUUCAACUCGCCAGCCCGAUUGACAUCGCGCUAUACCAUAUCCCUAACGCCGUGGUAGGCGUGUUUGCAACGUGGAUAGUGAGCAGAACCCUUCACAUCGUCCCUGGUCACUAUAUCUAUACUGUGUCUAUGUUGGCCUUCACUCUCGGCCCUGCCUUUUUCCUUCCGCAGACCGCCGACACAAUGUACUGGAAGCUUUCCUUCCCCGGAGUUGCGCUGGUGACAUUCGGGCCCGACCUUGCGUUUGCUGCUGCUUCGAUUUUCAUUACAAGCAAUGUGGCUAGGUCAUACCAAGGAAGUGCGGGUAGUCUGCUCGUCACUAACCAGAACCUGUCAUCUGCGAUCAUGACCAGCAUCGCUGAUGCUAUUGGUACUCGCGUCGAUACUGGCCCUGAUGGCGAGAUUGGAUUGAAGGGAUUGCACGCCAUCUGGUGGUUUGCGCUGGGGGCUCAGUUGACUGCUGCACUGGUGACGGUGAUCUGGGUUAGGAUUCCCAAAGAGGAGGAGAAGGAGCAUGUCACCUAA
Penicillium atrosanguineum is the source of this 1758-nucleotide messenger RNA. RefSeq lists its product as uncharacterized. Gene Ontology annotation, cellular component: membrane. The transcript has a single exon. Gene Ontology annotation, molecular function: transmembrane transporter activity. Lineage: Eukaryota; Fungi; Ascomycota; Eurotiomycetes; Eurotiales; Aspergillaceae. The coding region runs from base 1 to 1758 and encodes 585 amino acids. Gene Ontology annotation, biological process: transmembrane transport. The record is from RefSeq and is a predicted model, not a curated record.